AUGUCUCUGUUUCUCAGCCGAAUCUCGAAGCUCUCUGCUUACAAGGUGAAGAAUGCUCGCUUCUUCUCAUCGCUUCCUGAGUCGUCUCCGUAUCUGCUGCUGAGCAGUGAGAAGUUGGGAGAGACUUGUGAGGGUAACGAAACCGUACGUCAAAAGUUGUUCGAUCCGAGGAAGGAGGAAACAGUGAGUGGUAGUGAGAAAACCCUUCCCAAGGAGCUCGAAGGGGACAUUCUCGUGGGAGCAUCUAAAGGAUGGGUUCUUUCUAUGGACAAGAAGGAUUCUUCCCUACAUCUCACGGAUCUGUGCAAGCCAUGGGUCUCUUCUUCGCCAAGAGUCAUGUCCUUGCCAAGUCUAGGGUUCGAUCCUUGUGUCACCGUGAAACAAGUGUCUCUCUCCUCUUCUUCCCCUGACGAGUGCACUGUAGCUGCAAACUUCAGUGAGUCUCAGCUAAGUGUGUGCAGGACUAAUUGCGACUCUAGUUGGACUCAUUUCAAAACCCCUUUCCCACUCUUGCAAGCCUCUGAUCUCAUGUACUCCAAAAGAGACAAUGCCUUCUACUUUGCGAGUAACAAGGGUCUCUACAUGGGUUCGCUGCAUCUCAGCAGCAACAAGCUCAAGUAUCAAGAACUGCGCUUCAGUAGCCUGCCUAAGUUCCCAGAGGCUGAGUGGGAGAUGUUGGAUACAUGUUUCAUGAGCAAACACUUUGUGGAGUCACCCUCUGGUGAACUUUUCUUUGUCAAGUGGUACCGCCAGUUUUUGCACAAGGAGAAUAAUAAUAAUGGGAGGAGGGAAGUGGAAGAUAUUCAUAGCAAAACCAGGCGGUUCAUGGUUUUUAGACAAGAUGACAAUACCAAAGCCCUUUCUUACACUCAAGACAUUGGGGAUCUCUGCAUCUUCCUUGGCAAGAGUGAAGCUUUCUGUCUCUCCGCCAGCUUGUACCCGGGGCUCAAACCUAACUCCAUCUACUACAUUGGCUCUGGACUUGGUUCAUACCAUCUCCCUUCUGGUACUGUCCGUCCCUACAAUCCCCUUGGUUCACCUAAAACACUCCACGCGCCUUUCUGGCUUGAUCCUAUCUCUAGCUAGAGCCACUUGGGGUUUGGGCCUAUUUCAGUAAAUAAUAAUAAUAAGUGGUGAUCAGUCUUGCCACUGCUUUGUUAGGAUUUGUGUGUUCUACUACUUAGAUUUGCCUCUGGUUUUCGUUUUCCAUCAUUAGUGGGUCACCACCACUCCACUCGCUUUGAUGUGUUAAUCUAUGAAUUUUAAUAUAUACUAGAUUUUGA
Molecule: messenger RNA, 1283 nt
Organism: Brassica napus (rape)
Lineage: Eukaryota; Viridiplantae; Streptophyta; Magnoliopsida; Brassicales; Brassicaceae
Exons: 2
Coding region: 1-1086 (361 amino acids)
Source: RefSeq, a predicted model, not a curated record